UCUGGCUGGGCAUCACUUGGUUCCGCUGAGCCAGAACCAUGAAGACUCUGGUCUUGCUCGUAUUGGCGAUGGGUGUCUGGGUGGCGCUGGCGGCACCUGGUGGCGGCUCCUGCUGUGGCGGCGGUGGAGGUGGAGGAGGUAGCUAUGGUGGUGGUGGAGGUGGAGGAGGUGGACACCAUAGAGGCGGUGGCGGUGGUGGAAGCAGUGUUGUGAGGGCACAGCUCGUUGGUCACCACAGCCACACCACUGGCGGCGGUGGCGGCGGCGGUUACGGCGGUGGCGGUCAUAGAGGUGGCAGGCAAGGCCCCAGCAUUGUGAGGGCCCAGCUUGUUGGCCACCACAGUCACACCUCCGGCGGCGGAGGCGGCGGUGGUUACGGCAGCAGUGGGAGUCAUGGCGGUCACGGCGGCAGUUACGGCGGCGGUAGCGGCUGCUGUGGUUAAAUCUCCAUCAAGCAAUGUUCAGCUGUUCUACUUCUAAAGACAAUCCUCGGCCGACCCUCUGUGCCAUCGUCACUUGUACCCGUCCUCUUUCUCAAUAAACGAGCAACCUCUC
This is a messenger RNA of Portunus trituberculatus (swimming crab), 555 nucleotides long. Its product is annotated as glycine-rich cell wall structural protein-like. The transcript has 2 exons. The coding region runs from base 39 to 443 and encodes 134 amino acids. The record is from RefSeq and is a predicted model, not a curated record. NCBI's taxonomy places the organism in Eukaryota, Metazoa, Arthropoda, Malacostraca, Decapoda, Portunidae.